This is a messenger RNA of Micropterus salmoides (largemouth bass), 5114 nucleotides long. RefSeq names its product protein phosphatase, Mg2+/Mn2+ dependent, 1Ba (gene ppm1ba). Gene Ontology annotation, molecular function: protein serine/threonine phosphatase activity; manganese ion binding; magnesium ion binding. NCBI's taxonomy places the organism in Eukaryota, Metazoa, Chordata, Actinopteri, Centrarchiformes, Centrarchidae. Gene Ontology annotation, cellular component: cytosol; nucleus. Gene Ontology annotation, biological process: negative regulation of canonical NF-kappaB signal transduction; positive regulation of canonical Wnt signaling pathway; protein dephosphorylation. Bases 432 to 1625 code for a protein of 397 amino acids. The record is from RefSeq and is a predicted model, not a curated record. The transcript is spliced from 7 exons.
GAACGUCAUUUGCUUCAUACAUUUAGCUUUAGCCAAAAUUAGCCAGCUGUUGAAAUCAUAGAGAUAUCUUGCCGAAACGAGUGUUUUUCUUUUCAACUAACAGCCUACCUAACCGUUAUUGAUUUGGUGCUCCCUGGUUUACAGUGCCAAACAUGUAUAUAAAAGCUUUAUUCCGAUGCAGAGACAUGCUGAAAGGAGAACUGGUCGUGUGAAAUGCUGGCUAGCCUAAUCAAAGCUAGCUGACGGGCCGAGAAACGAAAGUGGCUAACAUUAACGAGAGAUAAGCUUAUCGCAACAAGCCGGGGUACUUUAACCUAUCUGCCACUGAAGCCACAAGAAGAAGCAGUGACAGAGAUAGUUCAUUACCUACAAAGUAAAUAAUUACGUUAUGUGCCAAUAAAGGUAGCAGUGGGUCUCUCUAGGGCAGAGCUAUGGGUGCGUUCCUGGACAAGCCCAAGACAGAGAAGCACAACUCGCAUGGUGAGGGCAAUGGCCUGCGCUAUGGGCUGAGUUCCAUGCAGGGCUGGCGGGUGGAGAUGGAGGAUGCUCACACAGCUGUGUUGGGACUUCCUGCUCCUGGCAUGACUGACUGGUCCUUUUUUGCUGUGUACGAUGGUCACGCUGGCUCAAGGGUUGCCAACUACUGCUCUAAGCAUCUUCUGGAGCACAUAAUCAGUGCUAGUUUAGGGACUAAAGUCUCACAUGCAGGUUCAGACAGCUCAUCCAGUGACCCUCCAGUAUCGGGUCCUCCUACAGUGGAAGCUGUAAAAGGUGGGAUCCGGACAGGCUUCCUGAGGAUUGAUGAGCACAUGCGCAGCUUCUCUGACCUCCGAAAUGGCAUGGACCGUAGUGGCUCCACAGCAGUGGGAGUCCUCCUGUCACCUGAUCAUUUCUUCUUCAUUAACUGUGGUGAUUCUCGAGCAGUUCUAUACCGCAAUUCACACGUGUGCUUCUCCACACUCGACCACAAGCCUUGCAACCCACGUGAGAGAGAGCGUAUCCAGAAUGCCGGUGGCUCAGUGAUGAUUCAGAGGGUUAAUGGCUCACUGGCCGUAUCGAGGGCUUUGGGGGACUACGAUUACAAGUGCGUGGAUGGGAAGGGCCCCACAGAGCAGCUGGUCAGCCCCGAACCAGCAGUGUUUGACAUGGUUCGGGCCCCAGAACAGGAUCAGUUUGUGAUCCUGGCCUGUGAUGGCAUCUGGGAUGUCAUGUCCAAUGAGGAGCUGUGCGAGUUUGUGAAAUCUAGGCUUGAGGUGUCUGAUGACCUAGAGAGAGUGUGCAAUGAAGUAGUGGACACCUGCCUGCACAAGGGGAGUCGGGAUAACAUGAGUGUUGUGUUAGUGUGUUUGCCCAAUGCUCCCAAAGUGUCGGAGGAGGCCGUGAGGAAGGACGCUGAGCUCAACAAAUAUCUGGAGUCUCGAGUGGAAGAGAUGCUGUCUCGGGAGGAGGGAUUUCCAGACCUGGUAGCAGUGAUGAGGAACCUAUCCACUGACCACGGCAUGCCACCUUUGCCACCAGGGGGAGGCCUCGCCAGCAAACGCAGCGUUAUUGAAGCAGUAUACAACCGUCUGAACCCGUACGGGGAGGAAGAUGGGAACGGAGCAGAGUUGGAGUACCACUGGUAGCUGUCCAGCACAACUGCCUGAUCCAAAAAAGAAAAGAAAAAGAGGACCACUUUUCCACACAAGAUCACAUCCAAAGUCACCUAUUAGUUUCCUCUGGGAUGUUUUUUGUGAUUUAGUUUCCCCUCUCCCACACUGAUCAAUUGAAGCAGAGAUCCCAGUUUUUCAAAACAAACAACACAUCCAAUGUGGAGGACUCCAAAGUUGUUUUUGUAGAACAAAACAGGGACAAAAUAUAACAAAAUUGCAUUGAUGGUGUGAACGCAGAACUUCAUAUACAGUAUAUCAGGAGAGGCACAGUUUCUCUUGCCCCUUGCUUUCUUUGUGGUGGUUGUUUUUGUUGUGAAUUGACAGAGACAUCAUUUUGUUGCUCUAUGGAGAAGGGAGGACCUCACAACUCAACAGCCAGCCAGUCUUUAAGAAACCAGCCACUGAUGGAUGUGUGUAAGACACUGAACAGACUAAAGUGGUUUGUUGGCUGCAUUUGUUUUUGGCAUUAUUUGUUUUGAAGUGUGAACUUGCACCUGACUGGCAGCCAUUCGACCACACAAACCUGCUACUCCCACACACCUCAAGCUACACUGAGGGCAUUACUGGUACAGAAAUGGGGCCCAACACUUCACCUGCCCACGCGCCUGGCUUGCUGGGAAAGCCUAACAGAACUUACAGAUUUAAAACUACGAAAUCCUUGCUAUUCAUCCUUUUAACCCCUCUCGGUUAAAACCUCAAAUUCAGGGUCCAAGAGUCCAUCACCUUGGUCUACACACCUGAAGACGGGGGGGGGGGGUACUCACGAGAGUCUGUCUGGCAACACAUUUACACAUUUGGCUCAUCCAUACUGUGUUCAUACUAAAACAGGACAUUGGUUGGUGCGCCUGGCUACAGAUAGGAAUAACAUGGAGGAGGUUUAAACUUUUCUUGCACAUCGCUGCUUACUUUCUCUCCUCCUGUCUCUUAAAAGAUGUUAUCAAAUAGUAGAUUUCUCACUCUUCCCCUCUGUCUUUUCACUCUUCUGUCAUUUGCAUUGGCAGACAGAAUCAUAAACGUUUGAGCCUGCUGUUGUUUAAGAAAUAGAAAAAUAGAAAUGACUAUAUAUUGAAUUCAUAAAUAUAUAUAGAUAUAGAGAUAUAUAUCUAUAUAUAGAGAUAUAUAGAUAUAGAGCGAGAGAUAUAUAGAUAUAUUUUGAUUGGUUUGUUUCAUCUUAAUUCCCAGCCAUGGUAUUAUUUGUGGCCCUUUGUGCAUGUGGUCUGUGUGUUUUUGUAGACUAAAACAGUUAAAACAGUUGCGCACAGUGUUCCCACAAACCGUUCCAAAGACAUGGUUGGGGUAAAGGAAUUCCAGCCUCACCACCUUCUUCCCCCUUUCUUUUCAAUACGCACAUAAAAUCCUGCUUCUUCUACAACUUGUCUUUUCUAUCUUUGAAAUAUCCUGUGUAAAAAAACAAAUAAUGCCUUUUUUGUUUGUUUUUGAUCGAAAAAAUUCCAUUUACGUUUUUUUUUCUUUUAAAAAAUUUUUUUGGUAUAUAUAGCUUUUCAUAGUGCUGUGGUCCUUUUUUCAGAUGGAUAAGAAAAUGACGAGGGGAGCACGAAAUAUACCUUGUACAGCUGUUGGGGAGAAAGAAAUAGGUUUAUGGAGUUUCAGUGUAUGAAGUAAAGGAGGGACACCAUAGGACAGAAGAGAAUAGGCCCUACACCCAGAGCUGUGUUCACACUUACUGAAAUUGCUCUCCUUACGUUUUCCACAGCUACCUUUUUUAUAGACUUUGCCUCAAAUGCACAGGGCCGGUGUUGGGGAAAGCCCCGGUUUGACUCUUUGGAAUGACCAGGAGUUCAUAUUAUAUUCUUAUUAUUCAACCCAAGCACUAAGAAGUGACUGAAAGUUCAGAAACAAAUAUUUGUCCGGAAAAAGCCUCUUCUUUUUUAAACAAAUGUCUUUUUUUUUUUUUUAAGAAAUGUGCUCAUAGACAAAGUCUAUUGACAUACUUCUCACGUGUGUUCUUUCCUGUAGAUGCAUUUAAAAUAGGCUAAAAUUAUAUACACAACUGUAAUAUACACUUCUCUUUUUUUUUUUUUCAAUCUUUUGAUGGCAAAUUCAUUGUGCUUUCUGAAGUGGCAGUACUGAAAGAGAAUAGGCCUAACAGGUUGCUGGCUGAUAAAUGUUCUUGUGGUACACUUGCUCUCGGUGCCAUAUGACAAAUAGGUACUUGAAUGUGUAGUUCUUUUGCAGUUGCAUUGUUUUAAUGGGAUGAUUGAUUUUUCUUUGUUUGUGGUGGAGGGAGUGGGAGGGAUGGGAUCUUUAUAGUUGUGCAUGUUUUGUGAUUGAGGGAGAAGUGUAUUUUGUGUGAGUGGGAGUACUGGCCAGAUGGGGAUAAUGCUGGCAGGUUCAGUGUGGUGGAACACAAUGUUGGAGAGGAAAUGUAUGAAAGAACAGCAUAGAGAAAAGUGGAACACAUAGCAGGAUAUUAUUUUUAUUUACAGUCAUUUUUAAUCGCUACUUGUUGUUUUAAGAUGUAAAUUCAGUUUGAAAUUGAAUCAUUCCCAUUGUGGACUGUUAUUUCAAAAUUCAUAUUUGCUGACUUCUUAACAUUUGGUUUUACCACACUGAACUGAGUCUUCCGUUUAGGUUUAUGUUUAAGCUGUAUCAGACACUGGGCUAGGAGAGGAAUUAAUUGGAGGAAAGGAGGGAGAAUCCUUUUUUUUUUGUUGUUGUUUUUGAAUGUAAUUUUAUAAUAUUCACACUGUUUCCACUGCAUGGACUGAAUAUAAGCAGCACUGCAGCAUCACAUUCCCUCCUCAUCAGUCAUUCAAUGACUGAUGAAAAACAAGCUAUCUUUGCUUCCCUUUGUUUUGAAAAGUAUGUGAUCAUUGUUCUGUUUGUGGAAUAUAAUCUCACCAGGGAAGACGUCUCACUUUUUCGAAGGAGACUUUGGAGGUUUGGUGAUGCCCGAAUAAUUUUAUUUGUUGCUUUGAUUUCAGGAUAUGUCGAGUAAAGAGAAUUUUACAAAGCAUCUUGUCUCCUCAGCUGGUCAGUUAUUCUGGGUCCGGCUGGGUGAGUGUGACCGUGAGGAUGCCAGAAAGCAGGCGAGAAUUUGGAAACGACUACUAGAAGCAAAAGACAAAUGACAUUCCUCAUGUGGGCUUUUUAGGUCUGAAAAUGAACCCUUUUACUCUCUGCCACCUCCUUCUGUUGUCUCUGGACACUCUUUAUGUAGACAUACUGUUAAAAUUGACAGAUGUGUGAUAGCAGUGAUAAAUUCCACACCUGUUUUUAUUUAUUCCUGUGCUUUUUAGCUCUUGGUAAGCUGGUUUGCAUUUGAGAGUAAUGAAUGCCCUCCUUUGACCUUUGGAGAAGGCUAAAGGAAGGAGAGGAUUAUAAAACACCCAUGGGUAUUCAUCAUGCCUUCUUCCUGUACUAAUUUCCCAGUAUGCUAUUGUGAUGUUAGACCAUACAGUGAACAUAAACGUCAAUAAAAUGGAUUUAAGUUAAACAGUU